This is a messenger RNA of Thelazia callipaeda (thelaziosis nematode), 3822 nucleotides long. Lineage: Eukaryota; Metazoa; Nematoda; Chromadorea; Rhabditida; Thelaziidae. The record is from the annotation of a GenBank genome assembly.
AUGCUACCUGAAUCGAGUGAUCAGGAAGAUUCUACGUAUCUCUUAGAAAACAGUGAAUUGGAAAAUGACCAUACUUCUCUCAAAAUUCUGAUGGAUCAACCAUUUCAGCGCUCUGUUCAAGCAUUCAAAAAUGACACGGAUUAUCUUAUACGAGAGCUAGAAAAAUUGCUAGCAAAAAUGGGUGAGCCUAUCCCGAAUGAGGAUGAAAUAAACGAAUUUCUUCAGGAAUGUACAUUGAAUCUUAUAAAUCGAUGGCGAGCACGAGACAGAUUUUCUGAAAUCGCAUUUCAGGGUCUACUUAUGAUUCUUGAAUUUUGCUUAGCUUGUACUAAGUCGUAUGAUCCAAUGUUUGAUCAUUUUUUAACAAGUUUGGGCUAUCAUUCGGUAGCUUUUUGGAGUCGUGCAAUCCCGUUUGUCUAUGACUCAGACUUAUCAGCUGGUACACAUUAUCGCGAUGCCUUGUUGUUUGCUUUGGCACUUCAUGAUGUCAACAAUAGUAAAAGUCGUUUACGGGAAUUAUAUGCAGCUGUUCCUGGCAUUCGGCAAAGCAUGUUAGGCAUUCAUGCUAAACGUUUUGGGGAAAAGUAUCGACAUUUGCAGAUGAUACGUAGUCGAGGAAGUUCUCGGCGAUCAAGCAUUCAAGGAUCAUUCGAAAAUUUGGAUAUAUCAGAACUUGAAACUGAUGAUUCAACAGAAACCGAUUCGCAUACCGGAGUUGGAUUGAUCGAUAUAUAUCACCGCAAGCAGCGUGUAAUCAAUGUCUCGAACGCUCCACCAGUAUCGAUAAAGCGUAAAAUAAGCGGUAGUUGGGAAAUUCAGCAGGGCAGUGGUGGAUUGGUUGCUUGUGUUGAUCCUGUGAUGAGCGUUGAUAAAGGGAAUAUAUGGCUUGCAAAUAUUGGAAUGAAUUUACAGGGAUCCUCAAAGCAGCUUUCAGAAGACCAUACACCGCCAUCUACAAAUUCUCUUGGAUUGCCUCUUCUUCGACAGGCUAAUGCUGGAGAAAUUUUUCAUGUUCUGGGUGAUGAUCCAAAACCACAUACAUUGACAGAAAAUGAAAGAGAUGUCGAGCGUGACAUGUCAUUGUUAUCGGUGUUGCAUGAUUACAAUAAAUCAAACUAUCAACUGAAUCCAGUAAUUGUGAAUCAGGAUGAUUACAAUACAUAUUAUGGCGGUAUUAGUAAUGGAUUGCUUUGGCCUGCACUUCACAAUUUACAGGAAUAUAUUGUCAAAGAUUACGAGGAUGAACAAAUACUUCGAGAACACUGGUGUGCAUAUGUUCGAGUCAAUUAUCAGUUCGGAAUAAAUGCUGUGCGAAAUAGCAGACCUCAAGAUUUCAUCUGGAUUCACGACUAUCACCUUAUGCUAACUGGACAAAUGAUGAGAAGUUUGGACAGUAAUCUAGAGGUCGGAUUUUUCCUGCACAUUCCGUUCCAACCUCCAGACAAUUGGAUGACUAAAUAUCAUAUCGUUGCAGAACCAAUAACACGAGCCUUGCUUCGAUUCACAAAAGUUGGUUUUCAAACUCAUCGUGAUCGUCAAAAAUAUGUCGAAUUAGUGAAAAAGCAUGUAUUACGUGCACGAAUUCAGUAUGAAAGUACGAUUGAUAUAUUCACGGUGACUCAUGAGAAUUUCACUUGUUCAUUGGGUGUGUUUCCUGUAUCAAUAAAAAAUGAAGAUUUUUUGAACAUCGUCAAAAAGCCAGAAACUACAGAUCUUGCUGCCGAAAUACGAAAAGAACUAAUUUCUGCUGGAUCAAGUAAAGGAUGCAUAUUUUUUUCUGUGGAACGAUUCGAUUAUACGAAAGGCAUCGUUGAAAAGCUUAAGGCCUGGAAGCGUUAUUUCGAGAAAUAUCCAGAGCGCAUAGGGUUGGAUCUCUUGUAUCAAGUAGCAGUCACAAACCGACGAUCUGUAAAAUCUUAUCGAAUCUACCAAGACAAAUGUCAAAAAAUAGUUGAUGAAGUAAAUCAGACAUUUAGAAGUGAAGAAUAUCCCAACUGGAAACCGAUUAAAUUUACAAUGGAUGGUUUACCGCGCGCAAAAUUAGUGGCUCAUUAUCUUGCUAUGGAUGUUGGUGUCGUAACACCAAUAAAAGAUGGCAUGAAUCUUGUGGCGAAAGAAAUGGUGAUCUGUAAUCCUGGAGCUGCUUUAAUUCUUUCAUCUGGAGCAGGAACUGAAGUACAGUUGGGUAGUGCCGGUUUUUAUGCUCACGAUAAACAGUGUUAUUAUCGAAUCGAAGAUGUUACAAAAGCUGAUGUUAGAAUCGCUAAUUUUUUUUUGCUUUAUUUUGGCCUUUUGUUAUCAAUAGUUAUUACAGACAUUCAGGCAUUUGCCGACUGCUUUUACAAGGCUGCAACAGAAUCUCUUGAAGAAAGGCGUGGUCACGGUAUUCUUUUGAAUCAGUUUUUAAUGAGUCAUGAUAUCGAUGAGUGGAGUACAGCUUUCCUAGAUCCUUCUUGGACUCAUGAAGUAAUUCGGCUUACUGAGGUUAAACUUUUGGCAGAUUUCUACCAACUAAUGCAGAAGACAUGUCAAGUUCGUCGACAAAUUUCAGAACGAGUUUUGAAGGGUAUUGCGAUUCGAGAGCAUUUCUCAGUUUCACUUGAAAAUGCCAAAGCAGCGCUUGAGAACUCUUGUAUACCUGGUACGCACUUUUUGGUUUUGGAAACUGCAACAGCUGGAGAUGAUUCUGAUGAAGGUAGCCAAAACAUGACCGCAAAAUUUGAUAUAACAAAUGAGCUCGCUGAACUAGAGAAAGAUCUGGAGUUCCUUAAAUUUAUUCAGAGUGACGAAAUUACAAAUGUAGAACAGUUCGUCAUGACUCUUGGAAAUUAUCAUCCUGCUGGACAAGCAGCUUUUGUUGAUGAAGUAACUAAAACAUUUGCCCUAUUAGUUGAAGGAGAUCAUUUUCAACAUUUUUUCACCGACCGUGAUGGUACAUUGAAGUCUUAUUCAUGCUCGUAUUCUGCUAGUGUUCAACCAGCAUAUUCUGCCGUCAUUCAAGCACAAUUUGCUCGACGUUGUGCUCAGUUUUGUGCUAUUCUCACUACAGCACCACUGAUGCACAUUGGAGUAUUGAACGUUAGCACAAUGCCAGAAGGUUAUUAUGCGUAUGGUGCAUCUGCUGGUCGUGAAUGGUACUUAAAUCCGUCUUUGCAGUUCAAAGAUGAUAGUGUUAAUGAUGCUGACUUAGCUUUGUUAACCAAUGUCUUUGAAAAGUUAGAAGAAUUGCUUGAACAACCGGAAUAUCGUAAUUUUACUUGGAUUGGUUCUGGUCUACAGAGACAUUAUGGCCAUAUUACGAUUGCUCGCCAAGAUGUGAACAAUUCAGUUCCUAAGCAUCGUUCAUCUCUUUUAUAUCAAGCAGUAUGUAAAAUAGUAAAUGAAGUCGAUCCUAUGGCAACAACUUUAACGUUGCGAGAAGGUGAUUACGAUCUGAAGAUAUUCACAAAGGUGGCAUUAUCAGAAAUCACAAGUGCAACGGCCAAAAUUUCGGGUCGUAUUUUCAACAAAGGACAUGGCAUCCGUUUGAUAAGGUCUAAAAUGAGGUUGAAACUCAGUCAUGGCAAUAUUCUUGUGUGUGGUGAUUCAGAAACUGAUUUGCCCAUGCUCGAGGAGUGUUUGGCAUGUGCUCCAGCUAAUGUUUACACGAUCUGGGUCACAACAAAUCUUCAGCUGCAAGAGAAAGUGAAAGCACUUUGUGGAGUAUAUGGGAACUCCCACUUUAUUUUUGUUUCUUGUCCUGAAGUUUUACUUGGUGCAAUGGCUAACGCAACUGUUCGCGAAAUCGAAAUUCGACCGGAAAGUGAUUACAGUGAGGAUUAA